AAUUUUAUUUGAUUUAAAUAUUUUUUCUUUUUUAAACACUCCGAUGACUCACGAGCGCGUCGUAUCGUCGAAUAUACCUUCGGCAGCAACUCUAAAAACUCAUCCUCCGAGAUCUUCAUUCUCAGUAUCGCGCGCGUAACCUACCAUCGCGGAUCGGCAUAUCCGAGGAAUAAUUAUCGCGACGAACACGUGCUCCAUUUUAUCUCAAAUAAUUUUUAUCAGAAUUUUUAAGACAGGCUUUCUGUAAUCUGUAAUAAUAAUAAAUAAUUAAUAAAAUGUUAUUUAGACCGACAAAUACUUUUAUAACCCAGUGUUCUCGAUUUAAUAAUUGAGGGAAUCACCUCAACUCUUUUCGAUGGGGUCCGAAUUAAUUUCAUCAGUUCAGUGUCACUCUUUAUACAUGCAAAUAAAUAUCUAUACAUCCUCAUAUAUUUAUGUUUUAAAUGUAUCUGAUAAAUAAAUUAAAAAAUGGUUGCGUAGUGCAGAUAAAUAAAGUUAAAUUUUAUCUAUACAUUACAGUAUAGAAUAAUAAUCUAUUUUUACUACCGACAUUACGUUUGACUUGAGAGAAUAUACAAUACAUAUAUUACGUACACAAUUAGAUUUAGAUUUAGAGUGAAGAUUAUUACCAAGCAUGUUUACUGAUACCUUAGAAAAAUUUCUCACUGUUAUACCAGAUACUUUUUUAAAUAAAACUCUGUUUAUUAUUGUUGAUGUUGGUGUUGUAAAUUAUUAUUAAAUGUGCUGAAUUUUAUGUGACAAUGGGGUUGUGUGAAAAGACAGCAUUUCUAAGGCUGCUACCCACUUCCGGUUGGCAAAUGCUCUGGACAUGGAAUGCAUCCAACGGCACGACAAUACGUAUGACAACCAGUGCUUCAUCAAAGUACGAUUGUAUGGUCGAAUUAGUUAAUCUUGCAGUGGUUACUUUGUCGCUUCUCGCAGCGGUUUCUUUGAUUGCCAAGUACAAAUUUACUGAUCACAGAGUGUGCAGCGGCUUACUUCCUUGGCACAAUCUACGCAGUGUUCUGAGCUUGCUUUUGAUAAUUGUGGUUGUUCUUGAGUUCUCUGAAGCCGUUAUCGAUCAAGUACCGCUCUGCCAGGGCAUUUCUCUGGUGACUGUUGUCGCCUGCUGGAUUCUACAUCGGCAAACUGAGAUAAGGGAUGGCCUUGGUCUAGCUGUCACCGGGGGAAUUUUUAUAACCAUCGCCGUCGCGAGACUCUGGAGACUGCUACAUUUAACAAGCAACGACUUGACUAUCAACCAUGUUCGUAUGAUCAGUACCAUUGGAACAAGUUCGCUGUGCGGUCUACUAGCCUGUGUUGAUUCCUGGUCUCUUUAUCUCAUCGUUAAGAAGAGUAAACAUUAUGAUGUACGAGGACCCGGAAGUACUCAUCGGGUGUCUUACAAACACUCUUACGCAGUUCUCCUCAGUAAAUUGACAUUUCACUGGAUCGUGGGUCUUCUCUCACGCGGCUACCGCGCCCCUCUUGAUCUCAACGAUCUCGGAGACUUGCCCGAGCAGGAAACCACAGUCAUUCAGUUUGAUAAAUUUCGACGAAUUUACGAGGACCAAAAGAAUGAAAGAUCAAAACCUUCACUCUGGAAAUGCUACUGGAGACGCGUCUGGGUUUCGUUCUGCAUUGGAGGACUCCUCAAGUUAUUUGGCGACGCUUCUACUCUCGUUGGGCCCGUAGCAAUCUCAAAAAUAAUUGACUACGUUGAAGUACUUCAAAACUCAACCAGAAAAAAAUCGUUCGCCACCUACGCGGGUGGUAACUACAUUACAAUGGAACAGCUAAUGGACAAUGGCUACUUUUUGGGUGUUGUUAUAUUUAUGGCAACCAUUUUGCAAAGUACCCUCAGCCAGGCCUCAACGCAUUUUGUUAAUGUCGAAGGUAUUCGUCUGAGAACGGCUCUUCAGGCUUUAAUCUACCAUAAAUCACUGCGAUUAUACUCCUGGGGGUUUUUGGAAGAAGAAAUUGGAAAGACGGGUGAUAAUGACAAAGAUAAUAAUCUACGUAGUGGUGCAGACAUCGGAACUCUGACGAAUUUAAUGGCCGAGGAUGCUUACAAUGUCAUGAGUUUUUUUUGGAUCGGCCAUUACGUCUGGGCAAUUCCGUUAAAAAUUGGUGUAAUCAUUUUUUUACUGUACAUAAAAUUGGGGAUAAGUGCGAUCGUCGGAGCCGUUUGCUGCAUUUUAAUAGUCACGCCGAUGCAGUUACUUCUGGGGAAGAAAAUGUCGCGGAAUUUGAAAUCGAUAGCCGAAAAAAGUGACGCAAGACUGAAGCUGUUGAACGAAGUACUUCAAGGCAUAAGACUGGUCAAGCUGCGUGCGUGGGAAGUUGUUUUUGAGAAAAAAAUAUCAACAAGUCGUGAUGAAGAAUUGACUCUACUUGACAAGGACUCGAUUUACUGGGGAUUUAUAACUUUUCUUACACACGCCUCGUCAGUAUUGAUGACUCUGUUCACCUUCGGCGUGUACUUUUGGCUGGAAGAGACCCAUUUGGAUGCGGGGAACGUAUUUGCAAGUUUAGCUCUCUUCUCCCAGCUCACCGUCCCACUAUUCAUCUUUCCCGUUAUCGUUCCGAUUAUUUUAAACGCCAUAAUCUCUACAAAGCGACUUGAGGACUUUUUAUCCCUGCCAGAAGUCGCCGAUGUCGUGCCCAACACUCGAGAAAAUUAUCUCGAGAAUAAUGACCAUCGGACGUCCAUGGUUACUGUCAGCAGUGACGAAGAAAAGAACCUCCAAAGUAUCGCAACAUUUGGAACCCUAGGAAACAUAACAGAAGACGACGAAGAUCGUCAAGCUUUCCAAGUACUGAGCACCUACGAGGCCAGUUCUUCCGAUACCGUGUUCGAAAAAGACCCGGAGCCUAUGAAACCAGCAGUACUGUACAUCAAAGGCGUGUUCUCCCUAGGAGAAGACACCCACCUCCAAAUCGACGACCUGGUGAUCCCCAGAGAAAAACUAACUUUGAUCGUCGGAAAAACCGGAAGUGGAAAAACUUCUUUGAUCUCCGCCAUGCUGGGAGAGAUUCCUCAAUUAAGAGGACAAGUUUCUUGGAGCAGAGACACACAUCUCGCCUACGUUCCUCAACGUCCUUGGCUAUUGAACACCAGUCUCCGUGAGAACAUUGUUUUCGGGUCAAUGUACAGUCGCACUCGCUACCGAAAUGUCCUGAAAGCCUGCGCUCUGCAGCCUGAUGUGGAAAUUCUUCCAGGAAAAGACAUGACCAGAAUUGGUGAAAAAGGAAUUAAUUUAAGCGGUGGACAAAAGCAGCGAAUUGCAAUAGCUCGGGCGAUUUACAGCGACGCGGACACUGUAAUCUUCGAUGACCCUCUGUCUGCUUUGGACCAGCAAGUGGGUCAGCAUAUCUUCGACCAGGCGAUCCAGAAACUUCUCCUGAGGAAAGGCAGAACGGUGAUUAUGGUAACGCAUCGGCUGGAAUUGCUUCGUGCAGCGCAUCACGUUGUUUCGAUGGAGAAUUGCCAGGUGAGAGCGAUGGGUAUGAUGUCCAGCAUCGAGCUGACGGACCCCCAGCUGGUGGAAGAGUGGCGGGAGGCCGCUCGCAGGCGCUUGGACAUCUCAGUCCAGGAUCAAACUGUUCCCAAGACAGCGAAGGAUCGGUGGUCCCUUGUCAGACUCGUUUCUCGCAUCGCUGGGAUUUCAGUAAAACACCGGCACGCGAGCGACGGCUCCUGGAUCACUGACCAGGACGCCCACGUGUCUCCGCCGGCCUUUGUGCCGCUGAGACUUCGUAAAUCGAUGAUGCUAGGGUCCAGGUACCUGGCUCAUGAUCUGACAGACCUCCCGGUCGCUGACGAGUGGGGAGUUGUUCGAAAAAGGACCAGGAAACACCGCAUGGCCAGCAGAGCAACUAGUCUACAGCCCGCCAAGCAUCCGCCUCCGGUUUUGAGACAAAGUUCAACGCCCACCAUGCUGGAAACUCAUCAUAUUAUUCCUCGCAAGAGGCAUCACACUGUUGACAGCGGACAGAACGGCGUUCUAAGGCAGUUCUUCUCAGGAAGGAUUUUAGCCGCUGAUGAGGUUAAUAAAGACCGCAAAGGGUUGAAGAGGCUCAUGUCCACUUCUUCUAGUAAAACUAAUCCGGAAUGGGAACAUUACACUGAGAAUAAGUCUAUUAGACGGCUUUUGUCUACGGAAUCAGGAAUCAGCGAGAACCUGGAAGAAGAAAAAUGUACAGAAUGCCAAGAACUUCCCGAGGUUACAGGAAUUGAGGAAGAUGGUGGUUUAGUGACUACUAAAGUUUGGUUGAAUUAUCUAAAAGCCGGAGGCAUAACUCCAGGCCUUACUUAUCUUGCAGCAGCGCUGGGAUGUCAGGCUCUAAGAGUCUACACGGAUCUCUGGCUCAGCGAAUGGACGGCUUUGGGAAAAAACCCUCCCAAGUCUGAAAUCACCAUGAGCACACACCAGCAAACGGUUUUCUACUUCCAGAUGUACAUAAUCCUGUCAGUGAGUUCAAUUAUUCUAGCGGCGCUUAAUAGCGCGGCCGGGCAGUGGGCAGGAACACGCGUCAGAGAAAAAUUGCAUCGCAAAGCGAUCGCGACUGUACUUCGCGCCCCGAUGAUUUUUUUCGAGCACACUCCGAUCGGAAGGAUUUUAAAUCGCUUUAGCGCUGAUGUCGGAGUAAUUGAUAAAAAAAUCUCAACUUCAUUCCAGAGGCUCACGUCCUUCGCUCUACUCUGCGGGUCUGCAAUAAUAGUAAACAUCGCAAUAUCACCGUGGUUUUUAUUAGCUGCAGUACCAACCUGUCUAGCGUAUUUUUUCCUUCAGAGAUUUUAUCGCGUAAGUGCUCGUGAACUCCAGCGACUUGAGGGCAGCACCCGGGGACCAGUCGCCGCGCAUUUUUCAGAAACACUAACGGGUCUCCCGGUUUUAAGAGCUUCUAAACAGCAAGAUAGAUUUAUGGACGAUAUGAUUGAGUGCUUGGACGCAAACACAAACGCCUUUUUGAUUUUAAACACCAGCAGUCGCUGGCUGGGCAUUGCUUUGGAUUACUUAGGCGCCGUUGUAGUUAUUGCGUCAAUAUUUGCAGCUUUACUUUCUGCGGAGUUGUAUCCCGAGCGUGUAACACCGGCAUUAGUUGGCCUGGCUAUAAAUUACACGUUUUUGGUUCCUAUUUAUUUGAACUGGGUUGUUAAAUUUAUUUCGGAGAUUGAAAUGUACAUGGGAAGUGUAGCGAGAAUCAGCGCUUAUAUCAAGACUGCUCGCGAAAAUUAUCGCGAGAAUGGAUACGUAGCAGAAGAAAGUUGGCCAGAAAAAGGUGAAAUAAUAUUCGAGAACGUUUCACUGCGUUACCAUCCAGAUUGCGACGCAGUUGUGAAUAAUCUGAAUCUCCGAAUUCCCGCUGGACAGAAAUUGGGAAUUUGUGGCCGAACUGCCAGCGGAAAAUCGUCGACUGUAAUGGCACUUUUCCAAUUAUUGGAAGUAUCUCGAGGACGAAUUAUCAUCGACGGUAUAGAUAUCAAGCGUGUGUCAUUGGCAAGUCUCAGAUCAAGGCUGUCGGCUAUUCCGCAAGACGUUAUUAUGUUCAGCGGGACAGUUCGAGAAAAUUUAGAUCCUCUUUCUGAGCACGAUGACGAGCAACUCUGGAUUGCGUUGGAACUCGCACAAAUGAAGGAUGUAAUUGCUUCGCACCCAGAAGGUCUCAAUCUGGAAGUACGUGAAGGCGGUGAGAAUUUUUCAUCAGGACAAUUACAAUUACUAAGCAUGGCACGAGCGACUUUGCGUGAUUCAGCGAUAGUGGUACUCGACGAAGCCACAAGUGCUCUCGAUUCGUCAACAGAAAAAAAUUUAUUACAAGCUGUCUCUAAAACGUUUAAGGACAAGACUGUCAUAACGAUUGCGCACAGGGUAACGUCUCUGCUGUAUUGCGACCGAGUCAUCGUAUUCCACGAGGGAAAAAUAGUCGAAGAGGGCUCGCCGAAGGAACUGUUCCAUCGGUCUACCGGAUUUUUUGCCGAAAUGUUGAGAGCUUCCGAAUUGACUGAGCCAAAUGACUGAAUUUUUUUUUGUAUAUUUGUAGAUUUUAUUCGGGAAGAAAUUCUUCAGAUUUUCGACAAUUUUAA
This is a messenger RNA of Cotesia glomerata, 6091 nucleotides long. It is a transcript of the gene Sur, whose product is annotated as ATP-binding cassette sub-family C member Sur. Gene Ontology annotation, molecular function: ABC-type transporter activity; ATP binding; ATP hydrolysis activity. Gene Ontology annotation, cellular component: membrane. Gene Ontology annotation, biological process: transmembrane transport. The transcript is spliced from 18 exons. The coding region runs from base 762 to 6026 and encodes 1754 amino acids. The record is from RefSeq and is a predicted model, not a curated record. Lineage: Eukaryota; Metazoa; Arthropoda; Insecta; Hymenoptera; Braconidae.